ACAUUCAACUCGGAGCAGUCGGCGUGCGGAGGUAUGGAGGGGCAUGGUGUGCUGCAGGAGCUAUAUGCGGUGUCUGGGGACAUGGACGCCGAGGUCAAGCUGCUUGACCGCGUCACAACCUGGCUGUUCUCAGAGUCGGCAGCAGCAGAGAGCAAUCAGGGGAGCGUGGCGAGGAUGGACGGUGACGACUGGCUUGCGCUGCUGCGGUAUGCCUUUGAGCGAAGAUACGGAUGGUCCGAGUGGCACUCGCCACCGCAAGCUGAUGAGGCUGGCCAAGGAGCUGAGCGCGCCGCCGGCUCUGGCUCUGGCUCUGACUCUGGCUCUAGCUUGGGUGACGGACCGGCUACGCCGUGCAAACAGAAGGGUGUGAGCCAAGUCGAUCUGAGCACUGAGCCGUCACCGCCGCGGCUGCCGCCGAUGGGAUCGUCGGCCUCGCUGCUCGCCGAGUCGUCGCGGGGGAUGAGCCAUGUCAACAGCGCCAUCAACGAGUUGCUGCUCAAGCUCAAGGCGCACCAGGAGUGGCCGGAGGCCGUACACCAUGCGCUGGCACAGGUGCGGCUGCUCACGACCAAGCAUGCAGUUCGCAAGUCGGCGCUGAUGUUUGAAAUUGACCACGGGCUGGCGCACGGGACCGAGGUGCGGGACCUUGUUGUGGCCGGCCUCUUUGACGUGUGGUCGGCGAUUCGCAAGGCUGCGGCAAGCCGCGUUCCACAGCUGAUGGCGGCGAGACCGGAGGCGACCGAAGCGCUGGUGGAUGAACUUGUGGCGGCGGUGACCGAGUGCAGCGAGGUGCCAUGGCAGACACGACACGGCGCAGUGCUGGGACUGACGGCUGUGGCGUGUCGCGGGUACGAGCUGGUGCCGCCACUGGCGUCGCGCGCACAGGUUGUUGUCGACGGCCUGCUGCGGCUGAUGGCGUCGGCGCAAGCCGCGGUGCGAACCGCAGCAGUGGGCGCGCUUGCUGCGGUGGCGGCGCGGUCACCAGUGUCAGUCACUGUCGAGCUGCUGCAGGGCAGCAUGGCAACAAGUGGCGAGACGCUUGCGGCGGCAGUACUUGCGGCGGCGAACGCACCGCUGGACGUGGUGCUGGCGCAGUGGGAGGCGCGUGUGGAGGCGGGGGUUGCGCUGCUGGGCUCGGCGGCGUCGACGGUGCGACAAGACGCGGCACGGCUGGCGGCACUGGUGGCGCAGCGGUGUCGCGCGGUUGGUGCGAUGGAGUCGCUUGAGCGCGUGGUGUCGGCCGUGGUGGCUGGCGCCGAGGCCCGCAAAGCCGGCGAGUGGCAGGUCUGCGAAGGUGCGCUGUUUGCGCUCGAGCACGUGCUGGAGAAUGUGCUGGCACAAGACGCACGCGGGCGUGGUGAGGCCGGUCCUGAACCGUCCGCCACCGCGGAUCCGCUAAUCAUGGAACUCGCAGGUCCGGCAGGCGCAGGUGUGGCCAUCUACGCUCAGGGCGUGGAGCUGUGGUGCGCGCCCGGGGUGAGCGCACCAAGCCGGCUCUCACCAGAGCUGCUGGCCCGGGUGCUGGCUCUGGUUGUGGCGGCGCAAGGCGCAGAGGUGUGGGAGCUGACCAGGAUGAGCGCGCGGGUGCUUCCACUGGCUGCGCGAGUCCUGCUGGCGCACGCACCGCACGAGCUGGAAGCGAGCUGGCAGGCGCAUCUGCCGGGGCUGGAGGCGCCGGACGCAGCGCCAACCGACGAUGCACUCGUUGCGCUGCACACGCUUGCUAUUGCGCUGGAUGACCGCGACUAUGUUUUGAGAGCAGAGCAUGUUCUUAGCUCGGCUGUGGCGCCGGCACUGGCCAUGGUGCUCUCGGCGCCGUUCCGGCUCUCGUCGGUGCCCGCGGUCGAAGUUGUGGUCCGCGCCGCAGUGGCGCAGAGCGGCGGACUGGACGAUGCUGAUCUCGCCGAGGUUGCCGGCAAGCUCCGCAAGCUGACGUGCAUUGCGCACAAGAUCCUCAAGCGCAAGAUGGCCAAGAUGGCGGCGCUGGCCGGCGCGGCAACAAAGGUGGUGAUGGAGAAGAGGAGCGCGUCGAAUGCCAAGGCGGCAGCGCUGCAGGACGAGGUUCUCAAGGCCAUUGCGCCACUCGCCGAGGACCUGGCGGCGGUGCUUGGACCACUUGCUGCUGCAAAGUGGAUCCACUACUUUGCGUCGCUGGCGUAUGUGGUGGGCGCCGAGGCGGUGCGUGAGCCGCUCCUCCUUGCUGUCGCCGCGGUGGUUCGGCGGACGGCCAAGCGCGAGCUCGAACUGGCGCCUGAAGCGCUUGCGGCCGCAGUCUGCUGGAUGGCGCCGCUGCUCCGUGAUCCGGUGCUCGACGACGAUGGGCUGAGUCUUGCAGUCGACAUUGUUCGCAGCGGCGUAUCCCACCUUGUGGCCUGCGGCUACAACGAGGUCGCCCACGUCGUCGACGUCGUCCACAUCGCUCUCGCGGCGCGGAUCGACAGUGUGGAGGCGCUGGGCGUCUCGGUCGAGAACGAGCUCUUGGCGCUGCUCGCUGUCGAUGAGAGCGAGAGCUUUGCAGCAGGCAGCGGCGUUCCCGCAACCGAGGCCGUCGACACCGAGCUUGACUCGGUCACUGAGCUGCUGGAAUGGCUGACACGCCGGAGUGAAUGAAACCCAUUUGAAAGGGGACAAUUUGGAGGUCGAACCAAUAAAAUGCUCAGCCAAGCG
Messenger RNA from Thecamonas trahens ATCC 50062, 2667 nucleotides. RefSeq lists its product as uncharacterized. The coding region runs from base 34 to 2610 and encodes 858 amino acids. The transcript has a single exon. Lineage: Eukaryota; Apusomonadida; Apusomonadidae. The record is from RefSeq and is a predicted model, not a curated record.